Rattus rattus (black rat) is the source of this 535-nucleotide messenger RNA. RefSeq names its product NADH dehydrogenase [ubiquinone] 1 subunit C1, mitochondrial. The record is from RefSeq and is a predicted model, not a curated record. The transcript has a single exon. The coding region runs from base 15 to 245 and encodes 76 amino acids. Gene Ontology annotation, cellular component: mitochondrion. Lineage: Eukaryota; Metazoa; Chordata; Mammalia; Rodentia; Muridae.
GCCUGAAGUGCAACAUGGCGCCGCCCGUAGUACUGCGCUCGUUUUCGCGGCUGCUGGCCCCCGCCAGGCUGCCGAGCUGCUCUUCAACACGGUCAAAGUUCUAUGUCCGGGAGCCAGUCAAUGCCAAACCUAACUGGGUGAAAGUUGGGCUGACCUUGGGCACCUCGGUUUUCAUGUGGAUUUAUCUCAUCCACCAACACAACGAAGAUGUUUUGGAGUAUAAAAGAAGAAAUGGACUGGAAUAAACUUUGGAGAUACUACAGUCUGCUUCCUGUGAAGAUCUUUGUCAUUCCUCUGAUCUAUCCAGAGAUGUGGAGACGAGAAAAAAUUUACAUGUGAAUAUGUCCUAGUCAAAUCAAUGUGUAUAUUUUGCAUUGUUAAAGAAAUAAAAAAGGGGUUGGGGAUUUAGCUCAGUGGUAGAGCGCUUGCCUAGCAAGCGCAAGGCCCUGGGUUCAGUCCCCAGCUCCGAAAAAAAGAAAAAAGAAAAAAGGAAAAAAAAAAAAUAAAAAUACUUGUGCUCUUCAAAAAAAAAAAA